AAACGUUUGUUCUUUGCAGGUUGCCCACUGGCCAAGUCAAAGGCUUGUCACUUGGCACUGUUAUCUCCCUGGGUUCCUUACCUGUGUUUGCUGGAGGCAUAUGGUACUACCUCAAAACGAAUCCAGAGGGGCCACUGCCAGUUGCUCAGAAGCCCACCGCCGAGGAGGACCCGGAGGAGAGAGCCAUGAAGAAGAGGUUCGAGGAGUGGAUGGUGGUGCACAAACGCAGAUACAAGAACGAGGAGAAGGCACGGCGCUACGAGCUGUUCAAGGGGUGUGUCAAGCGGGUGAACGAGCUCAAUGCCGCGUCACGGCCGGGUGAAGCCCGGUACAAGCCAUACCGAUAUGCUGACUUUACCAAGGAAGAGAGGAGCAAAGUACACGGAAUCGUGGUCGAACCAUCUAUGUUCGACGAGUGGAACGAGGAGAAGAGGCGCAAAACACAAGGGGGUCAUGACGGCGGCGCCGACGAGGACGACUGGGAAGAACAGAUGCGCCUGAUACAAAGGGGUCUUCGCACUGCGGCCCUUAAUGGCAAGGCACAACGCAAAGCACAGCAGUCGUCCUGAGUGGUGAAUUAGUAUCUAUAUUAGCUUCCAUCAGUGUGUUAUAUCAAUAUAUUCCCUCAAUUCCAAAAUAUAGUACGCCCGCAUUUCCUGAGGUCUAAUUUUGACUAUAAAUUUAACCAACGAGACCGACUGCGGCGGGAGAAAAAAUUGUAUAAUUGAGAACUUGUUUCGAAUACGAAUUCACUGAUAUAACUUUUGCUCCCGCCGCA
Messenger RNA from Triticum aestivum (bread wheat), 778 nucleotides. RefSeq lists its product as uncharacterized. The record is from RefSeq and is a predicted model, not a curated record. The transcript has 2 exons. Lineage: Eukaryota; Viridiplantae; Streptophyta; Magnoliopsida; Poales; Poaceae. The coding region runs from base 186 to 569 and encodes 127 amino acids.